CUUCAGUUGUCUGGAAUCCGGGUUCAUCUGACACCAGCCACCUCCACCAUGCCGCUUAAAUUCGACCCCAACGAGAUCAAAGUCCUGUACCUGAGGUGCACCAGUGGCGAAGUCGGUGCCACAUCAGCCCUGGCUUCCAGGAUCAGCCCUCUGGGUUUGUUUCCAAAAAAGGUUGGUGAUGACUUCACCAAGGCAACUGGUGACUGGAAGGGUCUGAGGAUUACAGUGAAACUGACUAUCCAGAACAGUCAGGCCCAUAUCCAAGAGGUACCUUCUACCUCUGCCCUCAUCAUCAAAGCCCUUAAGGAACCACCAAGAGACAGAAAGAAACAGAAAACCAUUAAACACAAUGGAAAUAUCACUUUUGAUGAGAUUGUCAACUUUGCCAGACAGAUAUGGCACGGAUCUUUAGCCAGAGAACUCUCUGGAACCAUUAAAAAGAUCCUGGGGAUGGCCCAGUCCGUGGGAUGCCACGUCAGUGGCCACCACCCUCAUGACAUCAUAGAUGACAUUAAUAGUGGUACCCUGGAAGGCCCAUUUAGUUAA
Molecule: messenger RNA, 546 nt
Organism: Nycticebus coucang (slow loris)
Lineage: Eukaryota; Metazoa; Chordata; Mammalia; Primates; Lorisidae
Product: 60S ribosomal protein L12-like
Exons: 1
Coding region: 49-546 (165 amino acids)
Biological process (GO): translation
Cellular component (GO): cytosolic large ribosomal subunit; ribosome
Molecular function (GO): large ribosomal subunit rRNA binding; structural constituent of ribosome
Source: RefSeq, a predicted model, not a curated record